Messenger RNA from Heterotrigona itama, 4886 nucleotides. The record is from the annotation of a GenBank genome assembly. NCBI's taxonomy places the organism in Eukaryota, Metazoa, Arthropoda, Insecta, Hymenoptera, Apidae.
CAUGAAUCAAUGCUUUUCCAAACGAAUGAAUUGAAAUCCACAAAUAUAAAAUUAGUUCCAUUAAAAAUGAUCAAUUCAGUGCAUUUAAGAACAUUAAAAAAAUUUGAAACAUCUAGAAUCCUUUGUUUUAUCAUAUAUGUAUGUAUAACAUAUGUAUGUAUAACAUAAUAAUAUCACACUUAAAUUCCCAUAAUUCUUAAUUUCCAUAACUUUCCAAUUUUUCGACUCUUAACAAAUUGAAAUCAAACAAAAAAACCACGAACAAAAUCAAACAAAAAGCACUUGACAUUUCUAAGAUAUUAGGUUAGGUUUAUCGACUUCGAUGAUUCCCACGCAGCAUGAUGUAGAAGUUCGGUGGACGAUAUACUAACCUUGAAGCAGUAAACUCAAGCAGUCAUUGGAUACAGUUUGUGUUUGUCAUUCUUACACUUGCGCUUGUGACAUACGUGAUACGCGGCUAUAUAAGUGAUAAAUUCAAAAGCAGACUGCAGAUGUAACGUGUUAUUCGAGGAGGCUUGAGCCCUUGUUCCGUUUUAGUAAACGUUUACCGUCGGAGUGAACAGUUGUAGACACGAACCAUGAUCUUGCGAUUCGCAAUUUUCGUCGCUUUCUUGAUCCUAACGAUCGAGGCGAAAAAGCAUCAGCAAUUCUCCGACGAUGAACAAUGGCAAGAGUUCGAAGAGUAUUUAAAGUGGAAAAAAGCGAAGGAAAUGCGCGAAAAUGGCCCACGAGAAAUUAAAUACGAAAAACCUCGGCAUCACGAAUAUCAUCACGAUAUGUACAAAUCGUCUGAAAGGGAUCAACAACUUCCCGUCGAAAAUCCGCCACCUAUCGAUCAGGCAGCUUUAAUGGCAAGAUACAUUGUUAAUCAAGCUGAUUGGGUAUCCGUGGCGACAUUAAGCAUAAGAAAGGAUGUCGAAUCAUUCCCAGCUGUAAAUUUAAUUUCCUAUACCGAUGGACUUUUAGGAAAUGGAUCAGGAGUACCAUAUCUUUACCUCACACCCUUAGAUUUUACAGCUCAAGAUCUUGCAAAAGAUAAUCGUGCCUCGUUAUUAAUGACAUUAGCCCAAGGAGACUACUGUAAAAACAAACAAUGGGAUCCUAUGGACCCGCGAUGUGCUAGAAUUCUUUUAACCGGCAAGAUCAAACCAAUCAUCAUUUCUAUUUCGCAAAAUUGAAGAUAAUUUCAAUUGUGGUAUUAGAUACAUUCGGCGGUCCAAAAUAUGUCUCCGUAAAAGAUUAUUUACAUCCACCAACAACGAAUAUUACUGAAGAAUUUAAAAAACACUUUCCUUUAGAAUUGUCUGAAAAUAGAUCUCAACAGGAAUAUAGUCCAAUUUCUAACAUGUUACAUCCUGUGAUACAACAUAAUAAAUUCUGUUUCCUUAUUGGAGAGAUACAGUUGCAUAAGUUGUUGAAUUUCAGGGCAUUUAAAUUUAAUUAUCCGCAAUACCUCACUAAUUGCUGCUGCAACAUCUUGAGGAUUCCCAAGAGCAUGUUCUGGAGAUGCAUCUGGGAUAUUAAUUCUUCUCUUAUUGACUCUGCUAUAUCUUCCAUCAUUUUUAAUUUUUCUGGAUACGCCAAGUCACCUGGUGAUGGAUUAUAAUUCAAAACAUCAGACUGAAGUGACACCGCAGCAAUUACAAAUUAUAGUCGUGAAGUUGAUAAUAAUUUAUCUAUCGACUGCGGUACAGGAUGUCCACCGUAUGAAAUAAUCUACACCUUAGAGUAAUGGCUCCGAGAUACGAAUUAGCUGUUGGUCUUAACAGAGGCCACAAAACUACUAAAAUUCGCGUGGCAAAAAAUAAGAAUGAAAAGAAAAAAACAGUGUGCGUUCUGCCAGCAAGAUUAAAAGGGAGACAAACUAAACACAGUAAAUUUGUGAGAGACUUAAUAAGAGAAGUAACUGGACACGCACCGUAUGAGAAACGUGCAAUGGAAUUAUUAAAAGUGUCCAAGGAUAAGAGAGCUUUAAAAUUUUUGAAAAGAAGAUUGGGCACCCAUAUCAGAGCCAAGAGGAAACGAGAAGAACUAGGAAAUAUUCUCGUACAGAUGAGGAAAGCAGCUGCACAUCACUAAGUUACUUUUACUUAGUAAUUAUUAAUUAAUUUUACUCAUUAUCAUUACACAUAAUUUUUACAAUAAAUCUGUAAUAAAAAAUAUGUGUGAAAAUCUAUUACUUUUUAUUUCAUGUAAAAAGUAGUCCCUAUGUAUUCUCAUUUGUAAAAUAAUUUGAAAUAACAGAUUGGAGAAAAUUAACGAGUGAAAGUGUAGGUUAGAGCUGCGAACCUACUGACUUUGUGUCUUAUGGUUUAAAUAUAAUUAUGACAAUAAUUCAAAGAAAGUGAAUAAAAUUUAAUGAUUGUUGCGUUUAUAACUAAUGUUUAAAAAAGCCUACAAUGAACUACGAUACAAUUAAUUUUCUAUGACAGUUUUAGAGAAAAAUUUCGUACCACAUAACCUAUUUCUAAAUAGGUUGUACGUAUUAUUUACAUCAUUUAUUCAGUGUUAUGUUAAAUAUCAGUUAUGAAUAGUAUAACUAUGUUAAGUUCGCUAAAACAAAUUAAACUUCGUAAAACGAAUUAUAUAUUAACAAGGAAGUGGUUUAUUAAGAAAUUUGCACGAUACAACAAUUUAGAUAUUUUCAAUUUAGAUAAUUUUCAACGGCAUCAAACAGUGCAUACAACUGUUACUCAAUUAGAAAUUUCUAAAGAAAUUGAAAAGAAAACUACUGAUUUGAAACACUUUCGAGAUUUGUCAAAAUCUGGACCAUCACUCAAAGAUUUUUUAAUACCAGAAACUGAAAUUCCUAAUGAACCAAUUAGUGUACCAAAUAUUCCUUACAUACAAAGUAUUGAUGGCUCUGGUCAAAAGGUCUACUUUGAGGUUUACGGUUGCCAGAUGAAUGUAAAUGAUACGGAAGUAAUCUGGUCUAUUCUAAAAUCUCAUGAUUACAAAAAAGUAGAUAAUAUAAAAGAAGCUAAUAUAAUUCUGAUUAUCACGUGUUCUAUUAGAGAUAAUGCAGAGCAGAAAGUAUGGAACAAGUUAACUGAUUUAAACUGUAUUAAGAAAAAAAAUAAAAAAUUUCCAGUAAAAAUUGGUCUAUUGGGUAGAAUUAUUAAUGAUAAUUAAUUUAUGAUAUUUUAUAAUAAGGUAAACUUGUUGAUGUCAUAGCUGGACCAGACAGUUAUAAGGAUUUGCCAAGGCUAUUGUCUGUACCAGAUGAUGAAACAGCUAUUAAUGUUGUUUUAUCAUUUGAUGAAACAUAUGCAGAUAUUACACCAGUGAGAUUAAAUCCAAAUUCUACUAAUGCAUAUGUCACCAUAAUGCGUGGUUGCGAUAACAUGUGUACAUAUUGUAUUGUUCCAUUUACAAGAGGAAGGGAAAGAUCAAGACCCAUUGAGAGUAUAAUCAAAGAAGUUCAAUCUUUGUCUGAUGAUGGUGUAAAGGAAGUGAUGCUUCUCGGGCAGAAUGUAAAUAGUUAUAGAGAUACAUCUCAAUCAGAAUUUUAUGUUAAGAAUAAUAUGGAAACGCAUUUAGCAAAAGGUUUUAAAACAGUAUAUAAAAAUAAAAAAGGGGGACGUCGAUUUGUUGAUUUAUUAGAUGAAGUUUCUCGUAUCAAUCCAGAGAUGAGGAUCAGAUUCACGUCUCCUCAUCCGAAGGAUUUCCCAGAUGAAGUUUUACAGUUGAUAGCGGAAAGGCCAAAUAUAUGUAAAGAAAUACAUUUACCUGCGCAAAGCGGGAAUUCCGCGGUUUUGGAAAGAAUGAGAAGAGGAUAUACGCGAGAAGCAUAUAUAGAUUUGGUGUAUCACAUACGUGAAAUUAUUCCGAAUAUUUAUUUCUCUAGUGAUUUUAUUACUGGAUUUUGUGGAGAAACAGAGGAGGAAUUUCAAGAUACGUUAUCAUUGAUAGAAUUAGUGAAAUAUAAUAAAGCUUUUCUUUUUUCUUACAGCAUGCGGGAGAAAACGACUGCACACCGUCGCUACAAAGAUGAUGUACCACCGAAUGUGAAGAAAGAUCGACUUCAAAGAAUAAUGUCAACAUAUAAAACGGAAGUGGAAAAAGUAAAUAAAUCACAGAUUGGACAAUUACAGCUUGUACUUGUAGAGAAACCAAGUAAGCGAUCAAACGAGAAAUUUCAAACAAGGAAUGAUGGUAACACACGAGUGUUAAUUCCCUCCAUGACUAUACCUACUGGAAAAUAUUCCGAUGACUCGAGAGCGAUAAAAAUUGGCGAUUACGUUGUUGUAAAAAUCGAAGACGCUAAUUCGAAUUCGUUAAUGGCCACGCCUCUCUAUCAUUCGUCGAUAACAGAAUACGCAUCUUCAUCUGUGUCGUAAAAAUGUAGAAUAUGAGAUUUCAUUUGUUAUUUAAUUACGCUUAUCAUUGUACUUAUAAUAGUACACUCAAUUUCGGAAUGAAUCACGUAAUUUUAGUCGUACAAAAUUAAAUCGACGUAUUCACUGAUGUGAUAAUAUUGUGACAUAAUACUGAUAUAAUAGUAUUGUGAAUAAAGAAAAAAGAAUUUAUAUAAUAAAUAAUUCAAUCUAUUGUAAGUACGUAAUCUUUCCUUGUUUAUAUGAAUAAUAUUCAUAAUUUUCUAACAAGAUGUUACAUACCGAUUAAGAAAGGGUUAUUCAUACUUAAUAUACUCCAUUUCUAAAAAAACAUUAUCAGCUCACAACAAAACUUUUUUUCACAAUAAAUACGAUCGAUUUGUGACGAUAAAUUUAAACACAGAUUCGCUAACACUUUACAAUUUAACGUAUGUUUAUAAAUUAUUUACAUACACUAUGUUUUAUUCUUUGAAUCAUUUUGUACAAAAUUAUCUAUUAACAAAAUAAUCAAUUUAAAUUUACAGAUACAUUAAAAAAAAAAAAAAACAA